Molecule: messenger RNA, 4512 nt
Organism: Osmerus eperlanus (European smelt)
Lineage: Eukaryota; Metazoa; Chordata; Actinopteri; Osmeriformes; Osmeridae
Gene: patz1
Product: POZ/BTB and AT hook containing zinc finger 1
Exons: 6
Coding region: 181-2499 (772 amino acids)
Biological process (GO): regulation of transcription by RNA polymerase II
Cellular component (GO): nucleus
Molecular function (GO): DNA-binding transcription factor activity, RNA polymerase II-specific; protein binding
Source: RefSeq, a predicted model, not a curated record
CACAGGAAGCUGGGGGGCUGCCAUUUUUCCCUGCUGCUGCUAACAUUUUAGAUGCUAAGGAGAAAGGAGGGGUGGUUUUCGUUGGUAAAUUUUUUAUAUUUAAUUUACCCCCAAAGAGUUCAAAACAUUCGUUCCUUUCUCCACCCCUUGUUGUAAACAUAACUAUUGAAUGAAUUCGGCAUGGAGAAAAUAGUGGAACAGUCUUGGAAUUCUUCCUACACCUACCAGGUGAGCAAGCAUAGCGCGGAGAUGCUACACAACCUUAACAUUCAGAGGAAAGAUGGAGGCAGGUUUUGCGAUGUGAUCUUGCGCGUCGGUGAAGAGAGCUUUCCUGCCCACAAGGCGGUACUGGCCGCGUGUAGUGAGUACUUCGAAUCGGUCUUUGGCUGUCAAACAGAGGGCGACAGCGAGGCAAAGGAGCUUGAAAUGCAUACCAUAAGCCCUAAAGUUUUUAAAGACAUUCUAGACUUUGCUUACACUUCUAAGAUUGUGGUACGCCUGGAAUGCUUCCCCGAGUUGAUGACAGCAGCCAAGUUUCUGUUAAUGCGAUCAGUCAUCGAGAUAUGUCAGGAGGUAAUAAAACAGUCUAACGUACAAAUUCUUGUUCCACCUUCACGAGGAGGGGACUCCAGCUUGUUCCAUUCAGGAGCCCCGGAUUUGGGCUUCCAAGCGACUCAACAGGAUAUGCCAAAUGGUACUGAAAUGUUAUCAAAUGGCUCAAUUUUUUCUAACAUUGGACAACCGCACAACUUGGAUGGAAACAGUGAUACGUCACUGGUCGGUAGCCCUUCGUCAACAAUGCCAGUUUUGCACCCUGCCGGUCUUUUGCCAGUGUCUCCAUCAUCAGAGAUGACGGGGAAUCAUUUUCAAGAGGAUGUCUCGCCUGGAUCUAAACGAGGCAGAGGGCGGCCAAAGAAAGGGACAGUCAUGGAGCCUAUACAUUUUAAUCACAGCACCCCUAAAGACAAUGGCUUAUUUCCUUGUAGAAUUUGUGGGAAAGCAUUUACAGAGGCGACACGCUUAAGAAACCACGAAGCACAGCAUGGAGCAUCCACCGGUGGUGUAAACAGUAGCAGCGAUACCUUGCCCGCUGCAGACGGCCCUAUGUUGAUAUCUCAAUCACAACCAGGUCUGUUGGAAAAUGGCAUAUCCAUGCACGGCAUCGAAGAUAACAGUCGUAAACGUGAAAGGACGAGACGUCACGUUGGUUGUGACAUUUGUGGGAAAGUUUUUCGUGAUGUUUACCACCUGAACCGACACAAGCUUUCUCACUCCGGAGAAAAGCCAUACGCGUGUCAUGUAUGCGGCCUUCGUUUCAAACGCAAGGACAGAAUGUCAUACCAUGUGAGGUCACACGAUGGCUCCGUAGGCAAACCUUACGUGUGUCAAAGCUGUGGGAAAGGGUUUUCAAGGCCAGACCAUCUGAAUGGACACAUCAAACAAGUUCACACAACAGAGAGACCCCACAAGUGCCAGAUCUGUAAUGCCUCCUUUGCCACGAGAGACAGACUGAGAUCCCACCUGGCAUGCCAUGAGGACAAGAUCCCCUGCCAGAUUUGUGGCAAAUUCCUCCGGGCUGCAUAUAUGACCGACCACCUCAAGAAACACAGUGAAGGAACUCACAAUUACUGUGGCAUAUGCAACAAAGGUUUCUCCACAGCAUCCUACCUUAAGGUGCACGUAAAAACGCACCAUGGCUCACCUCUCCUCCCCGCUGCCACAGCACACAGCUUCCCUGAGCCGCGGGGGGAACCGCCGAUGCACAACGGCGCUCCUUACCACACAGGACGCCAGUGCGCAGUGGAAGACCUGUGCACUACUCGCCGGCUGCUGGUCACCUUCCCUGAGGCAGAAGGUCGCUUUCGAGGGUUUUCUGGACCCCCAGUUCUCUCCCAGCCCUGCCCCCCUACCUUGAGCCUGCAGCCUGAGUUGCUCUUGGGAAAGUCAGGGGGUGCGCCAUAUUUCUGGGAGUGUCGCUCUGGCGGGGCGCCUGGCUUCCCUUUCCACGGGCCUCUCGCAGACGGGCAGGAGAAUGUUGGGAAGUGCCCCCAUCAGGAAUCUGAAGAGUCAGACCCUUCUUUUGGGGAGCUGUCGAACGGGGAUGAGCUCAAGUCUCCACACAAGCCUGAUGGUGAGGAACAGGGGAUGACGCCUCUAGCGUGCAACGGAGCCUCUGCUGGUGCUUUGGCAUCACCAGGGGGCACCAAAGUCAAGACAGAUUUAGAGAAAAAAUUCCCUUGCAGCGACUGUGGCCAGGCUUUCCGUACCAAGUCCUACCUCAACAAGCACCAACACAGGGUGCACAAGGCUCCGAAAGGCCAUAGCAGUACAGCGUCUGGGUUAGGGGAUCUUGCCCCCUCCCUAAGCUCACCCUUUUCCCCUCAACAGAACAUGUCCCUGUUGGAGUCUUUUGGCUUUCAGAUAGUACAGUCUGCUUUUGCCUCCUCGCUGGUGGACUCUGAGGCAGGCCACAGUGGGAUUGGCCUUGGGGAAAAGUGACUCUAGUGCUGAUGAGUCUGUGCGAACUGCCUUUCUCCAGAUGAGGGCUAGAUUUGAUCAGUCACCUGGCAUUCAGCAUCUCAGCUUAACUAGACUUUCUUGGAAGACUACUCUGCUGUUCAGAUAUUCAUAAUAUUUUGUCAUGUCUCUGUAUUAUGGGCUAUAAUUUGUUGAUAUUUACCAUUUUGGAGCUAAAUAAAUUGUAAAUACAUUUUCUUUACAUUAAGCAACAUCAUUGAUUUGUGUACCAAGUUAUACCCAUAUUUGCUUUGCUCAGUUUAUUUAAUGACUUUACUCUCUGUAAUGUAUAAUCAAGCCCUUUCAAUUCAUUACCAAAAACUCAUGUUAUCUACUUGACAAAUAAGGAUUUUGCUAAAAGCAUUGUCAACACUAAAGAGACCAGGUAAUUAGCAGACAAUAAGACUUAACAAUAAUCCUUUGCUACCAAGCUGUUGAAAACACAUUUAAAACAAUCAUAUCAAAUCUUGCAGUUGUGGCCCCGUCUUCACUUCAUAGCACCUGGCUGCUAGAGGCUUGAGAUGAAUCCCUAACUACACUGCAGCAAAGCCAAUUCAGACCCCCCCCCCCCCCCCCCCCCCCCUACACACACAAAAAGAAAAGGGUAAGGAUUAUGCCCAUUGCCUCAAGCGAUUUGAGAAUGUUUAGCUCUGGAAUUCUAAGAUAAGUUUGUUUGUUGGUCACGUAAUGUGAAAUCAAUUCUGCAUUAUAAACAGGGACCAAAUUCAGGUUUGACUAUUGAAAUUGAGAAAUGUAGAGUAUAUUUUAUUAACUUAUUCAUUGCCCUGUUUGCUUUGUGCAACUUUUUUUAAUUGUUUAUUGAAAUGUUGAUGUAGUCUGCUGAUAUAGCAAAUUUUUCUAAGUUAUGUUAGAAUCAGGAGGCCUAACUGGUAGUAUAACAAGUGUAAGCGAGCGUGCUAAUUUUGUCUGUGUUUUAUUUUCUCUGAUAUGCUUUUAUUGUCUUAUAACAUCAAAUUCAGUUGAUUGAUCAAGCUCCGUACAUUCCUUUUUUAUUUAUAGUUCUAUUGUUGUGAUUGUAACAAGUGUAUAUUGUAUACACUAUACAUGUAUAUGAUCAAAUAGGGAGCCUGUACAUAGGUUAAUGUUUUUUCCUUGUCCAUUAUGUAGUUGGAUGUAGAUUUUGCUUAUUUGAAAGUAACCACACUGCACACCCAGUGAACAGUGUUAUAUACUCUGUUCUAGUAUAAUUAUGUGGGUUUGAUUUGGGAUGGAAUGUUGUCCACUGGAUGGUGACAAGUAGUAUCACUGUUCAUUAUAAACACUGUCACCUUGCUUUGGUAGUGCUUACUCUACCUGUAGCAUAACUCGUGGCUUGACCAAUCAGUCUGCCUAGGCCAUUAGUACCCUACUUUGAGCUCCUCCAUAAUAGGGAUGCGCUUGCAUUCUCACUGUGGAUGGAAUACAAGUCAGCCCCAGACUUAUUUUAUGUUAUUUAUUGGAUGAGUGAGAGACGUUUAGAAAUAUGCUCUUAUGCUACAGUCGGUAGUUGUGGCACAAUGGAAUGGCUCAUUGUUUAUAUAUACUGGCUGUCUGGUGGUGUUGUUUCUCACCCAUGUUGGUACUCGGUGUAUGGGAUGUUUUUUGUGUGUGAUUUUGUAGAUACUCUUACUGUUUUAUCAUGUUAUUUUGGUCUGUUGCAAAGUGCCUUCCAAAUACUGAUAGUGCACAGCAGUGGAUUAAAAAGGACCUCUUUUUUAAAAGGUAAAUCAUACAAGGAGUAACUUGCAUUGACACUUUUGUAUAAAAACAUGCACACACAAGAUGUACAGUAUGUUAACUCUGUAUUUUAUCAUUGUAUUCUGCAAGAUUGUUCUUUAAACAUGUGAGUUACAUGUUUUGUUAUAAAUCUUUGGACAUAUUUCAAUAUAAGCAUACUUUUCUAUAGAUGUUUGUUUUUGUACUCAGUUUUUGAGUCUGUUGUCUCCUAUUGCUACAGAGGUGAGCGAUGAAAUAAACAUUUAUUUGAAACUCUUA